This is a messenger RNA of Teleopsis dalmanni, 418 nucleotides long. RefSeq names its product actin-like. The transcript has 2 exons. Lineage: Eukaryota; Metazoa; Arthropoda; Insecta; Diptera; Diopsidae. Bases 107 to 403 code for a protein of 98 amino acids. The record is from RefSeq and is a predicted model, not a curated record. Gene Ontology annotation, biological process: mitotic cytokinesis.
ACUGAUCAGUGUGUGUGGACCCAUAUCACCAAUCUAUGAAGGUUAUGCCCUGCCACACGCCAUUUUGCGUUUGGAUUUGGCUGGUCGCGAUUUAACUGAUUACUUAAUGAAAAUCUUGACUGAACGUGGUUAUUCAUUCACAACCACAGCCGAACGUGAAAUUGUACGUGACAUUAAAGAAAAAUUGUGCUAUGUUGCACUCGAUUUCGAACAAGAAAUGGCAACAGCUGCCUCCAGCUCAUCAUUGGAGAAGUCCUAUGAAUUACCCGAUGGACAAGUCAUCACCAUUGGUAAUGAACGUUUCCGUUGCCCAGAAGCCCUAUUCCAACCAUCAUUCUUGGGUAUGGAAGCUUGCGGUAUUCAUGAAACCACUUACAAUCCCAUCCUCGUCGCCAACUGUUAAUUUGUGUUUUUACAA